Messenger RNA from Dama dama (fallow deer), 1185 nucleotides. It is a transcript of the gene PRMT8, whose product is annotated as protein arginine methyltransferase 8. Gene Ontology annotation, molecular function: protein-arginine N-methyltransferase activity. Gene Ontology annotation, cellular component: plasma membrane. The coding region runs from base 1 to 1185 and encodes 394 amino acids. Gene Ontology annotation, biological process: peptidyl-arginine methylation. The record is from RefSeq and is a predicted model, not a curated record. Lineage: Eukaryota; Metazoa; Chordata; Mammalia; Artiodactyla; Cervidae. The transcript is spliced from 10 exons.
AUGGGCAUGAAACAUUCCUCCCGCUGCUUGCUCCUAAGGAGGAAGAUGGCGGAGAACGCGGCCGAAAGCACCGAGGUGAGCAGCCCCCCGUCUCAGCCCCCGCAGCCGGUCGUCCCAGCCAAGCCUGUGCAGUGUGUCCACCACGUGUCCACUCAGCCCAGCUGCCCGGGACGGGGCAAGAUGUCCAAGCUGCUGAACCCGGAGGAGAUGACCUCGAGGGAUUACUACUUUGACUCCUACGCCCACUUUGGGAUCCACGAGGAGAUGCUGAAGGAUGAGGUGCGGACGCUCACUUACCGGAACUCAAUGUACCACAACAAACACGUGUUCAAGGACAAGGUGGUCCUGGACGUGGGGAGCGGCACCGGGAUCCUCUCCAUGUUUGCUGCCAAGGCAGGGGCCAAGAAGGUGUUCGGGAUUGAAUGCUCCAGUAUUUCUGACUACUCAGAGAAGAUCAUUAAGGCCAACCACUUGGACAACAUCAUCACCAUAUUCAAGGGGAAGGUGGAGGAGGUGGAGCUGCCUGUGGACAAGGUGGACAUCAUCAUCAGCGAGUGGAUGGGCUACUGCCUCUUCUACGAGUCGAUGCUCACCACCGUCAUCUUCGCCAGGGACAAGUGGCUGAAACCUGGAGGGCUUAUGUUUCCAGACCGGGCGGCUUUGUACGUGGUAGCAAUUGAGGACAGACAGUACAAGGACUUCAAAAUCCACUGGUGGGAGAACGUCUAUGGCUUUGACAUGACUUGUAUUCGGGACGUUGCCAUGAAGGAGCCCCUGGUGGACAUCGUGGAUCCAAAGCAAGUGGUGACCAACGCCUGUUUAAUAAAGGAGGUGGACAUUUACACGGUGAAGACGGAGGAGCUGUCCUUCACGUCCGCCUUCUGCCUGCAGGUACAGCGCAACGACUACGUCCACGCCCUGGUCACCUAUUUCAAUAUCGAGUUUACCAAGUGCCACAAGAAAAUGGGGUUUUCCACAGCCCCUGACGCCCCCUACACCCAUUGGAAGCAGACUGUCUUCUACCUGGAAGAUUACCUCACUGUCCGGAGAGGGGAGGAGAUCUACGGGACUAUAUCCAUGAAGCCAAAUGCCAAAAACGUGCGAGACCUCGAUUUCACAGUAGACUUGGAUUUUAAGGGACAGCUGUGCGAAACAUCUGUAUCUAAUUACUACAAAAUGCGUUAG